UGACUAUGUCGCCGAAGAACUGUCGCCGAUAGCUCGAGGGUCCAAGCGUCCACUUGACGACUCGGAGACUUUGGACGAUGGCAUGGUACUGCCGAAGAUCAAGAAAAAUUCAGAUGGUUCACGCCAUCGCAUGAAAGUCAGCGACUUCGAUGAUGUGUCCAAAGAGAUUUUGGGGACGGCAGCCUGUAUUUUCUGGUGUCUGAUAGUCUCCCAGGCGCCAUUUCCCGAGAACAUUGCUGUCGAGACGCAGUUGGCAAAAGAAGCCUGGCAUGAGGCAUGUCAAAUCAAAGGCAUCAAUGUCAAAUUGACACCUUCAGGUGUCAAAAUGCUAUUGACCCACACAUCACAAGUUCGUGGGGAACUCAAAACAAAAAUGCGUUCACUGACAGCAUCUUUUUUCGGUUUCCGGUCGAGCAAUUCCAACGAUGUGAUACGACAGAAUAGGGAUCUAGCAGAGUCUUUGAAAGACGGUUCUGUAUUUGCUUUCAAGGAUUGGAAGUCGAAGAAGGGAAUCUACAAGACGGAGUUACUGCAACUGGGCAUCAACAUCAUGUGGUUCACGAAUCGACACGAUGAAGGCGUCAUCCACCAUAAAUAUUUUAAUCCUAUGCCCGUCGAAGUUAUCGCUCUUGUGCUUACAACUAUCGAAUGUUGUAUCGACGAAUGGUUACAAGGUCUGAAGGAAGAUAUCAAAUUCACGUCGGCUACUUAUGGAACUGUCUACCAUGGACAUUUCUGCUCCUUGCAGCGCUUCGACGAGCGGACGGCGCCUUACAAACUCCUCGACAAAAUUCGUGUCAAUCUGCACGACGUGGCUCGGUGCGUUUAUGAACGACACGAUCGCUGCAGGUGUGACAUGAGACCAACCGAACAAACUUCCACUCAAGUCUUGCUUGAACUUGCUCAUCACGUUAAUCAACACCACAACGCCAAUAUUACGUAUGCAGCAAAAGAAAAGAGUUCAUUCGAGAAUAAUGCGCGAGAGACUGAACAUAGAAUGAGGCAAUGAUCAUAAUGAGUCAGUUGGUGAGCGUGGCGACGAACUUGAACGUUUGAACAUGUAACAUACGGUACACCACUGUAAUCUCCUAAACUCGACAGUUUACUUGAUAUUCGCUGUUCAUCCCUU
Messenger RNA from Suillus fuscotomentosus, 1129 nucleotides. RefSeq lists its product as uncharacterized. The transcript is spliced from 5 exons. The record is from RefSeq and is a predicted model, not a curated record. NCBI's taxonomy places the organism in Eukaryota, Fungi, Basidiomycota, Agaricomycetes, Boletales, Suillaceae. The coding region runs from base 83 to 1009 and encodes 308 amino acids.